CAACCAAACAAGUGUAAAAGUCAUUCUGUUUGUUUUGCUGGACGAUUCGUUUUUGUCUGUUAGUCACACAGAGUUCGUCAAGAUUUUAUUUGUUUGUUUAAAUAAAUUCCUUUUUGUAAUGUGACUACAUAUAAUUAUAGAAGGACAACAGCUGAACAAUGUCAAAUGUAGCUGCAUUUAAACUUCUAGUUUCCCCUGACUUACUUCAUGAUUUUCUAUUUGUCUUCAUACUGUUUUAUGGAAAAUAAAUACCGAUUCCCAAUAAAAGUUAUAGGACACAUAUUGGGAUUUUUAGGAACCAAGUAGUGCCAAGAUGAAGGUCCUUAAAGUGAUAAAUUCGAGUGUCUUUCAAAUAAUAUCAGUUUUAUUUGUUGCGGGUUAUCUCCUUGGUGUUUUAAAUCUGCAUUUCAGUGAUAAAAAUAAUUAUUGUGUAAUGACUUACAUGUUUGAAUUUCCCCAAUUUGUGGAAAUUUCAGUGCCAGAAAAUAUUGAUAAUCCUCAAUAUGGACUUUAUGCUUACAGUGAGGGAAGGUUGACUGAAAUGACUAGGAAAAUGUGGUUUAACGGGGUACCUGUUCUAUUCCUACCUGGGAACUCUGGUAGUCACAUGCAGGCCCGGUCUCUGGCAUCUGUGGCUCUUCGAAAAGCCCUAGCUCGUGAUUAUGAUUAUCAUUUUGAUUUUUUUACAAUAAAGUACAAUGAGGAACUUUCGGGAUUGUUUGGUGGAGUAUUGCAGAGACAAACUGAAUAUGCAUCAGCCUGCAUUACCAAGAUUUUGAGCUUAUACAAGAGCAAUAAGUAUACUAAAAUGGUGCCAACUUCUGUGAUUCUCAUUGGCCAUUCAAUGGGUGGUGUAAUUGCUAAAAGGCUCUUAGCAUAUCCAAGUACCUUAAAUACCACAUCAAUAGCAAUCACAUUAGCAGCACCUCUUCAGGCUCCAGUAAUAAACUUUGACAUGGAAAUGAAUCAUUAUUACCUACGGAUGAACAUGGAAUGGGAGGCUAACAUUACUGUAGAUGAAAACAUGAGAGAUAAAAAGCUUUUGCUAAGUUUUGGAAGUGGUCCGCGAGAUGUAUUGAUCCCUUCUUGGUUGACAACAUCCAAUGAAAGUGACAUUGGAGCUCUUACAACAUCCGUGCCCGGAGUUUGGGUGUCAACAGACCAUGUUAGCAUAGUGUGGUGCAAACAACUAGUUAUGGCGAUCAAUAGAUAUUUGUUUUCCAUAGUUGAACCACAUACGAAACAAAUCAAAGUAGAGAAAAAUGAGCUAAAGAAAAUGGCAAAGCAUUUUUUUAAGGCCAAUCGGUCAAUGUUCCUAAGUCCAGAUAUAGUGAGACCUGAUGUGACCAUGCUUAUGGAUGCUUUCUGGUACGAAGAUAAUAGACGAAUUUACCAGGUGUCCAGACCAGAGAUUGAAAAGACCACCUAUUUGAUGAUAAGACUUGUGACUUUCCCGCAAAAUCGGUUCGUAGCGGUAGAAGCGGUAAACGUGGAUGACAAAGACUGGAUAUUUGGAUGUAGUGCCAAGUACACGCACAACACUUAUAGAUAUUGUAAACAAGCAACUUCAUUAGCCGAGCUGAGCCGCUGGACUGGUGCUGCCACCAACUUCGGGAAACGAAAACUAGCGACAGUACACCUUCAUAGGUUGAAAGAUGACUUUCCUGAUUGGACCCACGUGGUCGUUAAAGUAUCGCCAACUAGGAAACCGGUAGUUUUAAACGUAGAUAUAAAUGAUCAUGCAUCAAGACAGAUCACCGUAAGCCUACCCUCAUAUUUCUCGUUUGGAAAGUCAGUUAUAAAGGCGGAGACAGAAAAGGACAGUCUAUAUUACGAAUUAAUUCUGACGAAUUUCAAUGUGAUCCACGAGGCCUACCUACUUUAUGUAGAACCUACGGCUAAUUGCAAAGCAAUACAGUAUCAUGUAUCGGCUGAAUUGAGUGUGCCUUGGGGGCAGAAUCAAGAGUAUUAUCAUUAUUUUACCCAAUCCAAACUGUCUCCAAUGAAGCUGAGGUUAUUCAUGAGCAAUCCUAAUGUUACGUUAGGAUUGGAAGCGCAGGAGCAUCCGAAAAUAACUUUAUUGUUGGAUCCUCAAUGCACUUUUACUAUUAGCAUUUCUACCUCCUGGUACCACCGUCUCGGGCAAAUGGUGAGAUACUACACGCCGGUGCUACUUCCGUACAUGGCAGCCAUAGUGUUGUUAGCUGCUAGAAGUAACAUCCUCCAUGUCAUUGAACACGGAUCCUGCCAGUCGAUCCAUAUGGCGUUGAUGAGCGAGGGAGUGAAGCCUUACUACGCGCUCGUUUACGCGAGAUUGGCGACUAUGGCUUUGGUGGCUAUCCCGUUUUUAUCAUUUAUCACCGAGACUGCCAGUCACAAUAACCAAGAGUUGCAAUAUUUCGUACGUUCGCUCGUAGUGUUGCCAACUUAUAUGACCGCGCUUGGACUAUUGAACAUUGCGGCCGCUGCAACCGUUAUUGUGAUGGUGUUUUCAUCACAGUUAGCUCAUCGAUUAUUAUUUAGAAUAGUGUGGCGGGGCGGUAGUGGUCUAGCCGAGCGAGUGGCGUCUGCACUCCAGAAGAUUCCUGUGUUGGUGAGCAUCGUGCUCGUGUCUGCCGCGCCGCUUUCUUGUGGCGCCGCGUCCAUGAUGGCCGGCGCUGCCUUCUACGCGUUUAUGUUGUCAAAAAUGUACGAAGAGUACCUAGAAGACUACGCGUACAAAUUGAUGGCCAAAGUUGCAUCAAGAAUAUGCAGAAUGUUCAAAUCUAAAAAGACUGUUAGCACAAAUAAUGAAUCUGAAUCUAGUCUUAUAAAAACUUCUUCAAAUGAUGAUGUUUCAACGGAUAUUAAAGCAAUAGAAGACAAUAAAGAGAAAAGUGAGAAAAGAGAUGAAAUUAGUCAGAUAAAGGACAGUUCUAACAAUGAUAAUGAAAAAACAGAGAGUGAAAAAGCUAUAGUAGUAAAUAGUGUAGAAAAAGGCCAAGGAGAAUCUGUGCCAAAAUGUGAUGAAAUUGAAGAUAAAAAGAUAGAAGCUGAAGAAAUUAUAGAUGAUAAUUUGAACAACUUGAAUUUCCAUAUGAUGUUAUUCUUCAUGUGGAUUGUUGUAACAAUAGUGAAUUUGCCAGUGCUGAUGACGUGGGCUAGAAAUUUCAAGUACUCAAUGGAAUUGAAACCAGAUACAUCUUUACAUACCGGCAUGGCACUUGCGUCUUGUUCAAGUUUUAUAUGGCAGAUGGAAGGACCAAGAAAGAAUUUAAAAAAUUAUGAGGCAAUGGCACAUGCACUGUUCACAAUGGCUGUGUGUAUAUUAGUGUUGGGACCAUUUUCUCUAACCUUCGUCAAUUAUGGUGUUACAUUUAUGGUCAUCCUCAUAACUGUACAACAAAUGUUUGAUAGUGAAGACAAACCACCAGGUGAAGAAACAGAUAUAGAAGAUGCUCCAAAUGAUGCCAAUGCAGAACAAAAAAAUGAAAUUAAUAGUGACAAGAAUGAAACUGAAGAGAAUGUGAACAGUAAACCAAAUGCUAAAGACAAAGAUGAUGAAAACGCGCCUAGUGAAGAAAAUAAUAAAAAAAAAGGUUUGAAUGCUAAUGAUGACGCAAGCACCAGUGAUGAUUGUGAUGUGUGCAACGAAAGUAGGAUAUACAAUGUUUUUAAAAAUCUUAGAGAGAAGUUUAGUUUCAAUGAUGAGUUAUAAUACAUGCAUGUAUGAGUAUUACCUUUUAUAUUUAUAGCUGUAAGAUAAGAGAUUAUAUAUUGUGUUCAACAGCUGAAAAGUGUGAUCAAAUUUUCUUUAUUUGUGUUUAACUUACACUCAUAUGUUUUACAAAUAACUGGAAAAUAUAAUUCUUAUUAUUUCCUUUAGUUUCAAUUUAUUAAAAGAGACAGGUUAAGGCUCUAUGUAUUUUUCUCAGUGAGAUGUGUAUUAUAAUUUAUGACUAUUGUAAGGCUGUUUGUUUUUCUGUUAACCAUACAGAUGUAUUUUUUAAAUUAUGUAUCAAUAAUUUUGGCCAAAUUGUUUUUUUAUAUGUAUAAAAAGGCUAUGAGAUUACUACCAGUAUUAAAUUUUUGUACUAGAGAGUAUACAGCCAACCAUUAAAUGGUCAAAUACUGUGGCCAGUUCAAGUUGUCCUAUUGGUACCACCAUAUACUAUUGAUAGGUACAAUUAUAUUGACAUUUGGGUAGCUACCAACCCAAACCCAACUCAUUUCAUAAAGGUAGGUAGGUAAAUUCAUACGAGAAUCUGUAGCUGGCCUAAGAUUUUUUUUAUACUGAAAUGUUGUUUGUUACUUUUUACAAAAUUGUUCAUCUUUUUAACAAUCUUCAACAAAAGGUGGUUGACAGUUUAAAAUGUAUGUAUGUUUUUUCCGCGAUUAUCUAAUGUUUCCCUGUACAGAAUUUGAUGCAGUUUUUUGUAAUGUUUGUUAUAUGUAUUUAGGUUUUUAAAAUAUAACCAACCUCAAAAAAAAGGAGGAUAUCAACAGGAGGCAGUUCUUUUUAAUUUAUUUUACUUUGUGAUUGCAUUUUAUAAAUUUCAAUUUAUGUUGGAAAAAUAGUCUUUGCGGUAACAAAGUUUGUCAUGUUUUUUUUAUUU
This is a messenger RNA of Amyelois transitella, 4595 nucleotides long. It is a transcript of the gene PGAP1, whose product is annotated as GPI inositol-deacylase. Gene Ontology annotation, cellular component: endoplasmic reticulum. Lineage: Eukaryota; Metazoa; Arthropoda; Insecta; Lepidoptera; Pyralidae. Bases 314 to 3697 code for a protein of 1127 amino acids. The transcript is spliced from 17 exons. The record is from RefSeq and is a predicted model, not a curated record. Gene Ontology annotation, biological process: GPI anchor metabolic process; endoplasmic reticulum to Golgi vesicle-mediated transport. Gene Ontology annotation, molecular function: phosphatidylinositol deacylase activity.